UCAAUCACUCAUGUCUCAUGUUAUUGCUUUCCCUGUUGAUCUAAGGAAUCUUAAAAAUUAAUUUUCGCGAAUAAGCAAAUAGUAUAGCUGUAAAAUGACGAAGCGGUCUAACCCAUUUAUCGAGGACUUCGUGCAGCAGAGCAAAGUCCACGUCGGAAUGAAACAAUUCAACAACAACGAAGACCGACUUCAGAAAGUGUACGAGAAAACCCUAGAACUACUGUUCCGUGGUGCCAAGAUGCCCACAAAGAGCGUUGAGGUGCCAAUAGAGAAUGAAUGCAGAAAGGAUGGUUUUAAGCAGUUGUUCCUUGGGAAAAAUGGCCAUCUCCAGCAGACUGGUGCUGUGACAAAGCCCAUCACCCAGAAGUGUCCGUGCGGGGCUGUGUCGGAGGAUCGCUGCUCAUAUUGUGAGAAGGAGCUCUGCGGGGCCUGCCAGCAUCCCUGCGAGCGCUGCCAACUCCGCUAUUGCAACCACUGCUGUCUGACAGGAUCUGAAGGCACGGAGAUAUGUGUGUCCUGUUAUAGUUAAUUUAUUUGUUUGUUUUAGAUUUGAUUUAUAACUGAAGAUACGUUUGAUGUUUAAUAUUUUAUUUUGUUACCGCACAUAUGAUUAGAAGAGACGAAAAUAUUUUAAGUUCAAUUAAUAUUAAGAUGUUUAAUAAAGAAGGUUGUGUCUUGGCCGAUAUACAAGCAAAGGGUUAAUGACAGAGUGUCUAUGUCCACCUAAUUAACGUGGGGAAAUGACUAUUUGAAGAGCCGAUGAUUAUUUAGUUUAAUUAGUGACUUUCAAUGAGCAUGCCUCCAUUAUGGCAUAGAAUAAUAAGUAAGUUUUGAGUGCUCACUCCAUACAUCAGUUUUCUUACUUAAUAAGGUAUCGUCUUGGGUCGUCCCAUUCGUUUUUCGUCAAGUUCUUAAAUUAGUCCUAUUCUGCUUUCGUCACUCAUUCUACAUUGAAAGCCACCGACGAUUGUGACGAAUGUAGAAUGAGUGACGAAAGCAGAAUAGGACUAAUUUAAGAACUUGACGAAAAGCGAAUGGGACGACCCAAGACGAUACCAUAAUAAUAUGAAUCAAAGAAGUUGAUGAUGAUGACUAUUUUUAACAUUCGGGUAGUUUAGCAAAAUAAACAACAGAUACUUGUAACUAUUUUUUUAUUUAUAUAAAAUUUAUAACAAAUUGACGAACAAGAACUGGAUGCUAGAUAAAGAUGACACACAAAUUAAAGUUAAUGCAUGUGACUUUUAAAUACAUACUUUCUAUUAUUACAAAUUUUGUUUUAUUUUCGGAACAUCCUGGAUGAUACAAACUAUCCAUAAACAAAAGUUGGGUGCCAUUCAUUUAUUACGUAAGACGAUUUAGGGGGGAGGGCGGUCGACCCUAUACAGUCUUUACUAUAAGGGCACACGGGGCCCGGCCCGUGCCAUAAUAAAUAGAAGCCCAUAGUAGAAAAACUUUAAUUCACUUAAUUCGCUUUGCAUUCCAAAAGGGCCCUAAAUUCUUGAGUGACCGAGGGCCCCAGCAUAGUUUAAGACGGCCUUGUAGAGGGGUGUACUGCCAUCUCGCCGAAAUAUUUUUCGCCUAAUUUCACUUCCCAACCAACAUAUUGCAGUACUUUUAGUUGGCAAACCAAUGCUUAGCAUAUUAUUAUUUAGCAUAAUUUUUAUUUGAUUACAAUUUUAUUUAGCAGAUGUUCAUUUUACCACGAUUUAUUUAGAAAAAUAGUCACUAAGCAAAUGUUUUAUUAUACCUAACCAUUUAUUGUUAAAAUAACGUUUGCCCAAAUUGAAACUUCGCAUACUUUUUAUUUGAUGACAUUUAUAUUUAGCAUUUUUUUUGUGACCCGUAAAACGAAACUGCUCCUAGAGAUAGGUAGGUUAUGGUUAUUUUUUUUAUGACCCUAGAAACGAAACUGCUCCCAGAGAUAGGUAGGUUAUGGUUUUUUUUAUGACCCGUAAAACGAAACUGCUCCCAGAGAUAGGUAGGUUAGGGUAUUUUUUUUUAUGACCCGUAAAACGAAACUGCUCCCAGAGAUAGGUAGGUUAGGGUUUUUUUUAUGACCCGUAAAACGAAACUGCUCCCAGAGAAAGGUAGGUUAUGGUUAUUUUUUUAUGACCCUAGAAACGAAACUGCUCCCAGAGAUAGGUAGGUUAUGGUUUUUUUUAUGACCCAUAAAACGAAACUGCUCCCAGAUGAGUCCCAGAUAUAGGUAGGUUAGUGUUAUUUUUUUUAUGACCCUAAAAACGAAACUGCUCCGAGAGAUAGGUAGGUUGUGGUUAUUUUUUUUAUGACCCGUAAAACGAAACUGCUCCCAGAUAUAGGUAGGUUAGGGUUAUUUUUUUUAUGACCCGUAAAACGAAAAUGCUCCCAGAGAUAGGUAGGUUAUGGUUAUUUUUUUAUGACCUUAAAAACGAAACUGCUCCCAGAGAUAGGUAGGUUGGGGUUAUUUUUUUUAUGACCCGUAAAACGAAACUGCUCACAGAGAUAGGUAGGUUAUGGUUAUUUUUUUAUGACCCUAAAAACGAAACUGCUCCCAGAGAUAGGUAGGUUAGGAUUAUUUUUUUUUAUGACCCGUAAAACGAAACUGCUCCCAGAUAUAGGUAGGUUAGGGUUAUUUUUUAUGACCCUAAAAACGAAACUGCUCCUAGAGAUAGGUAGGUUAUUCACAAUAUUAGGCGAAAAAUAAUUAAUGCCUAUCAAUAUAUUCGACAUAACAAUAAGAGACUUUUUGAAACAUGACUAACUAAAUAUUUUGCCAUACAAUAAUAUUGUAAAUAAUCAUUUGCGACAUGUUAUAUAUGCGAAACAUUGGUUUGCCAUCUGAUAGUUUUGCCAAAUGAUACUAUGGAAAAAAUAGUUUGGGAAGUGAUAAUUUGCCAUACAAUUUUCGGCCACAUAUUAGUAAACCUAGAGGAUAUUAAGUACAGAUGUAGUGCAUAAUUGUUUUCCAUCGUAUUUGUCAUGCUAGUUCAGCCAACGUAAGUAUUUUUUGUUCCGAGACUGACUUAAAUAGCAAGACGCGUUCGUACGUUGCCCGCGUUGGCCGCGUUGCCGUGACAAUACGAUUACCUAUGCACUACAUCUGUACUACAUAGUACCUAUUAGGAUGGUAGGACGCUAUAGUUCGUUUUUUUUAGCAUUAGAAAUAAGGUAAACAAUCUUGACGAGUCUUUUAAGGCGCUCUUAUACUCGAGUUUUACGUAUUCAAGGGGGUGAAGCAGACGCGUGGUAGAACGGGCAGGCGGGCGCCCCGCGCGGCGCACCGCACCAUUCCCGCGCAGCACGUCUACGUCCUUAUUCUGACGACAUCGGUAUUCUGAAUUGUCAGUUCCGGGAUUUUUAGUUCGGCAAUUAAUAUUGAAUAAGAUUUAUUAGUAAAUUCGAAUUUUGAUGAGUACUUAAUAGGGUGUUUCAUUUUUCCGAAUUUUCGAUUUUCAUCUGACUUUGCUCGAAUUCUUGUUCCAACUGAUAAAAAAAUAUUAUACGUUAAAAAAAAUUAAAAUCGGUCAACAUUUAGAGGUUGCACAACUUCAACAAAAAUUUUUCAAAUAACCAACGACUCUUCUACAUCGGAGUCUGUAAAUAUGGUGACAAAAAAGUGCAUUUUACUACACACCGCGCCUUAAUUGAAAAACACAUUUUAAAAAUAAGUUACGGCAUAUAUGUAACAAUUAUGAAUCUAAUACGAUCAUUUAUAUUCUUCUGCUUUCAUAAGUAAUAGUUACUGAGAUCGCUUACCUUCUUUCAAGUUCUUUCUAAUGCUAAAAAAAACGAACUAUAGUGAGCCGGGUACUCAUUUGCGAGCCGUAACCGUAACAUGCGUGAUACAGUAACGAGGUUCUAAUGUGUACGCGUGUUACAGUUUCGGCUCGCGACGUCGCCGGAACGCUGUCACCGAGCGUACUCAUUUUGCGAGCUGUAACUGUAACCAAACAGAUACAGUACGAGGUUCUAGUGAGUACGCAUGUUACAGUUUCGGCUCGCGACUUCGCCGGAACGCUUUCACCGAGCGUACUCAUUUUGCGAGCUGUAACUGUAACCAAACAGAUACAGUACGAGGUUCUAGUGUGUACGAGAAGGCCACUGACAAGCCGGAUCUGAUCCGCAGUUUUGGUUUGUAACUCCACGAUGAAGUAUUUCUCGCUUGUGCAGCAUACAUACUAGAUGCCUACUCAUAAACGGCCACGAUGAUGGGGGAUUCAUAGAAUGUAUCGGGAAAGAAGAUCCAUAGAAUACUUAGUAUACUACAUAGUACACUAUUUUCCCUGUAGGCAUCUAUCAACAAAAUACAUUUAUCUUCUGACCAUUCACUCAUGACGAAGAAAUACUCGAAUAAUAUAGUUGGUUCGCAGUGGCAACAACUGAUCUUGACGUCCUCGAGCGCACUGCGAGCGCCCUUUGGUUCGCGGCAAAAACCGACAAUCGUCGGAUCGCUGCGAGUCGCUCGUGUAGCGUUCGUUGCAGGCUCGCGAACCACGUACACACUAUGUUUUUGGUAAAAGUCACAGUUACAGUAACGUGCAACGUUACGGGUUCAGAAAUGAGUACGUUGUAAACGUCGGAUCGCUGCCAGCCGCUCGCCUACCGUUCGCAGCAGGUUUGCGAACCACGUCCACACUAUGUUUUUGGUAACAGUAACGGUUACAGUUACGUAUUCAGAAAUGAGUACGUUGUAAACGUCGGAUCGCUGCGAGCCGCUCGCGUACCGCUCGCAGCAGGUUUACGAACCACGUACACACUAUGUUUUUUGGUUACAGUACAUGCAACGGUUACGGUUACAGCUCGCUAAUGAGUACCCGGCUUUACGGUUACGGCUCGCUAAUGAGUACCCGGCACACUAUAGUUCGUUUUUUUAGCAUUAGAGAGAACUUGAAAGAAGGUAAGCGAUCUUGACAUGUCUUUUAAUUGAAAAACGCGUUUUAAAAAUCAUUAACUAUUACUUAUGAAAGCAGAAGAAUAUAAAUGAUCGUAUUAGAUUCAUAAUUGUUACAUAUAUGCCGUAACUUAUUUUUAAAAUGUGUUUUUCAAUUAAAAGACACAUCAAGAUUGUUUACCUUAUUUCUAAUGCUU
Molecule: messenger RNA, 5067 nt
Organism: Cydia splendana
Lineage: Eukaryota; Metazoa; Arthropoda; Insecta; Lepidoptera; Tortricidae
Product: apoptosis regulatory protein Siva-like
Exons: 4
Coding region: 95-529 (144 amino acids)
Source: RefSeq, a predicted model, not a curated record